Exophiala mesophila is the source of this 1255-nucleotide messenger RNA. RefSeq lists its product as uncharacterized. The transcript is spliced from 2 exons. Gene Ontology annotation, molecular function: structural constituent of ribosome. NCBI's taxonomy places the organism in Eukaryota, Fungi, Ascomycota, Eurotiomycetes, Chaetothyriales, Herpotrichiellaceae. Gene Ontology annotation, biological process: translation; ribosome assembly. The record is from RefSeq and is a predicted model, not a curated record. Gene Ontology annotation, cellular component: mitochondrial large ribosomal subunit; ribosome. Bases 45 to 1133 code for a protein of 362 amino acids.
CACCACCGUCAUCAACUCAGCUCUUUCGGUGCUCAAUCCCAAUCAUGAACUCGCAGCAGGUCGCUCUGCGACAUGCCUGCAGAGUCCUUCAACCGAACAAUCUUGUGUUCCUCUACCCACCCUUAACUCGGUCCUAUCAUGCUAGUUUUCCUCGCAAAGCUCUGACCGAUCGCAUUAGCCGCUUCUUGGGCAAGAAAGAUCUGUCUUCCCAAGAAUCGACAUCAGUCUCCGCCACAUCCCAGUCAAGUACCCCCAAAGGUCGUAGAAAGGGGAAUGCACAAGCCGUGGAACAGCUAGAAGAACCUGCUCUGGUCCAGGGUAGUCUUGCCUCCAAUAGCGUCUGGGGCGCGGUUGCACCCUCGGCGACUCCUUCAGCGACCCCCUCCCCCACCAAAAAAGCAUUCGAAGUCGGCCUCGAAGGACGAAAUCAACAGAACAUGGCUUUCGCUCUCGAUCCUCGCCCAAAAGCUCGCCGACUUUGGCAACGAAAAAUGAUCGUCCGUCACAUUCGACGUCGCGGCCGGCCCACCAAAGAAAUGGAAAUUGCACGCACGGAAAAAUCUCAUCUGUCAAAGUCCCAUUUCUUCAAGACAUCGAUGAAGAAGCUGGCUCCACUUGCUCGCCAAAUCGCGGGAAAGUCUUUGGACGAAGCCAUUCUUCAGAUGCGCUUUUCGGGGAAGAAGGUGGCCAAGGAUGUUAAGGAGCAUCUUUUACAAGCCCGCUACGAGGCCAUCACCAGCAGAGGCAUGGGCCUUAGUCCUACUUCACCUGAGGAAAUCGACCGAAGACUCACAAAAGACCCAUCCCAAACCCCCCCUCUUGCGCACGAAACCCCCAUCAAAUCUCACAAAUUUGGCCACGCACCCGAUCCAUCCACUAUUUAUAUUUCUGAAGCCUGGAUCAAUCGAGGCUCGUAUGGGCAGGAACCUGAAUUCCGUGCCAGAGGCCGGACUAAUAUGCUACGACCGCCAUAUACCGGUAUCAGUGUGGUUCUAAAAGAGGAGAAGACGCGGAUACGACAAAAGGCGGAAAAGGAAGCAAAGGCUUUGAGGAAGCGAUUGUCCGGGAAGAACCUAUGGGUUCAGCUUCCCGAUCGUAAAGUGACUGCCCAGCGCCAGCACUUGUUGUGGUAAAUUGGACGAGCUCCAUUUACCAUGAAUGUUAUGGACGAUGCACAUUGUACAAAAUAUAUACCUAGUUGCAGUGUGCAGAUUUGCCUGCUUCUGAAUCAAUAAUACCUUUAGAAGUCUGAACA